Pestalotiopsis fici W106-1 is the source of this 1290-nucleotide messenger RNA. RefSeq lists its product as uncharacterized. Gene Ontology annotation, cellular component: nucleus. The record is from RefSeq and is a predicted model, not a curated record. NCBI's taxonomy places the organism in Eukaryota, Fungi, Ascomycota, Sordariomycetes, Amphisphaeriales, Sporocadaceae. The transcript has a single exon. The coding region runs from base 1 to 1290 and encodes 429 amino acids. Gene Ontology annotation, molecular function: tRNA binding. Gene Ontology annotation, biological process: tRNA N1-guanine methylation.
AUGGAACAAACAACCUCGGGUGGCCUCGAGACGCUUGCGGCGGAGAAGUCUGAAAUUCAGGCACAGGAUCAACAAGAUCAUAUCCCAGCGAUCCAAUCCCUCGCAAGCAAUGGCGCAUCCGAAGAAGCCAACCGGGGGCUGAAGCGGGCGGCCGAAGAUGAGGCUGGAGACGAACAGCAAGAGGCCGACGAGUCGCAAGAAGUGCAGAUUACGACCGAGGGCGAUGCCGCCGACAAGCCGCUGUCCAAGAACCAGCAGCGAAAGCUCAAGCGCCAAAAGAUGUGGGAAGAGAAGAAGCAGGACCGAGCUCUCAAGCGCAAGGAGAAGAGACACACUGCGCAGGAGCGCAGGCGAUUGGAACGCGAGGAAGAGAUCGCCAAGGCCGCCGAGGAGGGUCGCGAGCCUGUGCUACAAAGGAAGGAACGAAACCGAGACCCCAAGAAAAAGACUCAGGUGCCUGUGUCCAUUAUUAUCGACUGCCAGUUCGAGGACAAGAUGUUUGAAAAAGAGCAAAUCUCACUCUCCAGCCAAGUCACAAGAUCAUAUUCUGACAAUCGCAUGGCCCAACACCCCGUGCACCUCACGGUCAGCUCGUGGGGAGGCAAAUUAGAAGAGCGGUUCGACAGCACGCUUAGAGCACAAUACAAGCAGUGGAAAGGCGUCAAUUUUGCCAGGGAGGACUUUGUAGGCGCAGCAAAGGUUGCUGCAGAGAUAAUGUCUGGCGAACAAGGCGGUACCGUCAUCGACGUGCUGAAACCCAAUGAGUCGGGCGACUCUCUUUUCUUGGGCGAGAUGGCGCCGACUGGCAAGGCAAAGAAGAAUGACCCAACACCACAACCCGAGCCGGAAGCCGAGGAUGUCGACAAGUCCAUUGUCUACCUCACUGCUGAUUCCCCAUACGUUUUGGAUCGCUUGGAGCCCAACACGAGCUAUGUGAUAGGUGGUAUCAUUGAUCGCAACCGACACAAGGGUUUGUGCUACAAGGUGGCAAGAGAGAGAAAUGUCCGGACGGCCAAGCUGCCGAUCGGCGAGUUCAUGGUCCUACAUGACCGACAUGUGUUGGCGACGAAUCACGUAGUGGAAAUCAUGCUCCGGUGGUUGGAAUUGGGCGAUUGGGGUGCCGCUUUCAUGCAAGUAAUUCCGACCCGCAAAGGCGGAAAGCUGAAGGACGAUGUCGAAGGCUCAGAAGCUGCAGUUGACGACCAGGAUCAGGAAGAGGCCGAAGCUGACGUAGCCGCCGAAGCUGAUGCAGCCGCAGAAGAAGCUGCUGCUGUCGACGUCGAGGCCUAG